Molecule: messenger RNA, 1803 nt
Organism: Hymenoscyphus albidus
Lineage: Eukaryota; Fungi; Ascomycota; Leotiomycetes; Helotiales; Helotiaceae
Source: the annotation of a GenBank genome assembly
AUGGGUUUCUCGAAACAUGCCCUCGUCUUGGCUACCAUUACUCUCCUCGCUCAAGCUCAGCAACCUGCCAACAAUCCAGGAAACUGCCCAGUUGAUAAUGGCAAAUACAGGACUGACACCAAAGGCAUGAAUUCCGAUGCCCCAUCCCGAUCUGAACUAAUGAAAGCAUUUAGGAAACACAUACAAGAUCAACUGUGAUCCCGCGGCUGAUGUCACGGUGUCGUCCAGAGGUGCAAGACCAUACUUCGGAGUUUGUAUUGACGUUUGCGGAGUUACACCUGGAUGUAAAGGUGUCGAUUACACGCCUGAAACAAAAUCAUGUGUUUUUCUAAGUACAGGACAAGUAAGAUCUUUCUUCUAGCUCUAAUCGUCUAAUUUGCGGUGCACAAAUUGACUGGAUAUCGUAGAGGGGAACACGGGCCGUUGUAGGGACCCAUAAUGCCUACUUGGAAGACGAUCCUUCCAAAGUUGUGCCGCCAGGACCAUCUUCUAACCCAGCACCACCUGGGCCGUCAUCAGGAGGAACAGGCUCAGGAUCUUCUGCUGCCGCGGGACCAUCUUCUGGAACCGGGUCAAGUCCAUCCUCCGGCACUGGAUCUGGGGCACCAAACCCCUCUUCAGGGACGACACCACCUACCUCCUCCCCACCCGCGAACCCUCCAUCUGGCGGCCCGGGACCGGGACCAACAGAUCCUAAUAUCAGGAUCACGACAAAUCCAUCGUGUCCCAACACAGAUGGUCAGGCAUACAAAACUGAUGAUGGUAUGUUAAAUUUGAACUAGGAUCAAUGGCGAGAUCUGUAGUCAACGGAAUUCCUUAGGAACAUACUACAAGCUCCAAUGCGGAUAUCACGCCCAAGGUAAUACCUUAGCCACAUAUGAGGGUGUUCCUACCUGGGCAGAUUGCGUGACGAAAUGUAGUCAAACUGUAAGUCACAUACCUAUCGAGCAUUUGUUACUCACCGACUAACAAACUCAAGAAUGGCUGCAUCUCCGUCCACUAGUAUGUGAAUCUUUCUCGCCGUUCUCCCCAGUAUAUUGGCAGCGGUGGCAAUAUCCCCAUGAAGAGACCCAAGUACUGAUCUAAUGCAGCAUCGCACCUCCAGGAUCACCUGGCUAUACUAAUUACCAAUGUGUCCUCGCUGAUGGCGAGGGACCAGGAGUAACCACCUGCGCUCAUGUAAGGACCCAGUUCUAUUUCCCCCUCAUAUUCUCAAGGUGUCCUUACAACGCAUCAAAACUAACCAAGAAAAGUGGUUUGCCUACACCAUUGACCCUCCAGCAACAGAGGAAGACAAACCGUUCCCUCACACCCUCUGCGAAACCAGCUGUCCUAUUAGCGACGGCCAAUUCUACGAAUCUGAGGGCGGAGAAAACUUCAGAAUGUCCUGUGGCAAACGACACGGAACCAAGAUCCUUUGGACUUCGACUCAGGAGACGUUCCAGGAUUGCAUGGAUAGCUGUGGGAAGAUUGUGCCUUGUCAUAAUGUGGAUUAUCAGGCUAGGACUAAGAAGUGCUACUAUGGGUAAGUACAGAGAGAAGAGGCGGGAUGUGUGUGGACGAGGACUAAUGGGAUGUAGACAACAUCAUGGGGAACCGAGUGUUCCUGCGCCUGGUUUCUCCAGUGCUACCAGUGUUGGAUGCGGGGGUGCUUGUAAGAAGGGGUGUUGUGGUGGGAGUAAAGGAAAGGAUGAGUUGUGAGAUGAGCACAUUUAGGUGGACAAUGGGAGGCAUGAGAAAAGGGGGAUUAGAAUGACUUAAAUGAGACACGAAGGUAGAUGGAUUUGAGAGGGUCAAGUAGGA